AUGGUCCCCGGUCGCACCUCUGGCUUGCCCGAGUGGCUUGAUCUUAUCAAACAGGAGUUCGAGAGCCUGAGUCAUGAAGCAAUGGUUGCCAAGGCCCAGCGGGAUGAGUGCGAGCACAAGAUUAACAGCCAGAUUCAGGAAAUGGACGCCUUCAAGAGAACGCUCUACGACCUCGAAAGGAAGCACGAGUCGAUGAAGAACCAGUGCCACAUCUGGGAAGAGGAAGUUGCCAGGCUAAGACAGGAGGUCGAACAGCGUGGAGGAGCGGCGCAGCCCCCUCACCCACACCAGCAUGCCCAACCCCCUCCUCCCAACAUCGGACAAGGACACUCGAACCUUUUUGGCGGGAUUAUCAGUGGAGGCCCUGGAGGCCCUGGUUUGAUUGCGCCACCUCAGAUGGUCGACCCAUCGCAGCAGCCUCCCCACGGUCAACAACACCCUCCCCAGCAGCCCCCACAACAGCAAGGUGGUCCACAGCAACAGGGAGGUCCUCAGCACCAUAUGCAACAGGCUCAACAACAGCAGCAGCAUCACCCACAGCAUAUGCAGCAACAGCAUCCUUACGGCGGCCCUGGUGGCCCCAACAUGCCUCAGGGUGGCCCAGCUCCUCACUCGCCAUACAUGAAUGGAGGCAAUGGAAUGCCACCUCAGCAAGGUCAGCCCCAGCCAAAGCGUUUCAAGACUGAGAAUGAAGGACCCCGUUUUAAGACUGAGGGAGAUAUCCCACCUCCUGGCUACAAUAUGUCACCGACUCCUCACUCAAACGGACAGGGACCACCAGGAAUGGGCCCUUCGUACAAUGCGCCUGCACCACCCAACGCGAAGCCAACUACCAAGCCUGGCAAGGGUGGUCCUUACAUUCAGGCCAAAGAAGAAUCUCAGUCGUCACCUGUGUCGAACAAGCGCAAGCCUGGCCAAGGACCUUCGACUCCUACAGCAGUGGCUCGCACUGCCAGGACAGGCAACAAUCCUUCAUCAAACUGGAGCGAUGAUCCCGACAACGUGCCACCUCAAUUGAAGCGGGAGGGUGCAGACUGGUUUGCCAUCUCCAACCCCAAGGUUCCACAGAUACUGAAGGUGGAUCUUGUGCACACAAUGGAGCACUCGAGUGUUGUUUGCUGCGUUCGCUUCGAUGCGGAAGGAAAAUACCUUGCCACAGGAUGCAACAGGAGUGCCCAGAUCUACGACAUUCAUACUGGUCAGACUGUGUGUGUUCUUGCCGAUGAUGCAGCAGGAAAGGAUGAUCUCUACAUCCGAUCUGUCUGCUUCAGUCCCGACGGCAAAUACCUUGCUACUGGAGCCGAGGACAAGCAGAUUAGAAUCUGGGAGAUUGGUCGCAAGAAGAUUCGUAUGGUGUUGAAGGGACACGAGCAGGAUAUCUACUCAUUGGACUUUUCAAGGGACGGAAGGAUUAUUGUGUCUGGAUCAGGAGAUCAAACAGCUCGUGUUUGGGACACAGCCACUGGCAAGUGCCUGUUCGUUUUGACUGUCGGAGAUGUGGAUAUGAAGGAUGCUGGCGUGACUUCAGUGGCCAUCUCACCGGAUGGUCGUCUUGUCGCAGCAGGAUCGCUUGACCGGAUGGUUCGCGUUUGGGACACUCAGACGGGUCAACUUCUCGAGAAACUUGAGGGUCACAAGGAUUCUGUCUACAGUGUGGCAUUUGCGCCUGAUGGCAAGACACUUGUCUCUGGCAGUCUGGAUCGUACAUUGAGGUCAUGGGAGCUGGACCUCGGUGGCAGGCAUGGAUCUCGUGGAACCACCUGCAAAACAGUGUUCAACGGGCACAAGGACUUUGUUCUCUCGGUUGCAGUGUCCCCUGAUGGCAAGUGGGUUGUGUCUGGCUCGAAAGACCGUGGUGUCCAAUUCUGGGACCCUGUCACUGCCAACGUCCAGUUCAUGCUUCAAGGCCACAAGAACUCUGUUAUCUCGGUUGCUAUGAGCCCUGCUGGAACAUACUUUGCUACUGGAUCAGGCGAUACUCGUGCGCGUGUGUGGAGCUACGAGCCUACCCACCAGGACUAG
Molecule: messenger RNA, 2022 nt
Organism: Linnemannia hyalina
Lineage: Eukaryota; Fungi; Mortierellomycota; Mortierellomycetes; Mortierellales; Mortierellaceae
Source: the annotation of a GenBank genome assembly